Messenger RNA from Acaulospora morrowiae, 1653 nucleotides. NCBI's taxonomy places the organism in Eukaryota, Fungi, Glomeromycota, Glomeromycetes, Diversisporales, Acaulosporaceae. The record is from the annotation of a GenBank genome assembly.
AUGAGUACCAGUGAAUUCGACGAGCCGAAUAAACUUAAGGAAGGCGGCUGGGGUGAUCCGCCUUUAGAACCAAAAGAUUGUUGGCCUGAAUCGGAAAGGGGGACUAAGGACGCAGGUGAUGCAAACGACGAAGGCUGGGAUAAGACUCCUAAAGAAAGUAAUCAUAAUUGGGACGCACAGUCACCAAAAAAUGAAGAACCCACUUCUAAAUGGGAUUCAACAGACUUGCGAAUCGAAAAUAACAGCGGCCGGGAAUCACAAAAUAAGAAAAAUCAGGUUGAAUCGGGUGGUCGCAGCGCGCAAACUUCGCAUUCUAAGAAAAAUAAUGGAAAGGAUAACCCGGCUUCUUUCAAGAGCAAGCAGGGAGAGGACAAGAGUGGCUGGAGGUCAGGUGGGGAUUCAAGGAGAACGGAUCGGUCGGAAGAUAAAUUCUCUCAACCCCCGCAUAAAGGUAGUUGGAGGGAGAGACAAUCUUCGAGAAGAGAUGAGGACUCCUCUUAUUUCGAGUCAAGAAGUCCUCGUGGAAGAGGCAGAGGAGGAGGUUUUCAAUCCCCUCGCAAUAACCGAGAUAAUUACAAGCAUGAAUACAGAGAUCGCGGUCACAACCAACGGGCCUCUCUUUCACGCGGCGAUGAGCAUCGUGAAAAAACUAACGAUGAGUAUACAGAAGAAUCCGGUUCGAAUAAAGCUAACAGCUUAAUCGAAAAUAAUCGCGGAUCCAAAUCAGAUGCACCUUAUGUGAAUAAGGAACGUGUAUUGUCCGGAGGCAAAGUUUAUCAGAGAGUGAAAGAAGAAGAACUCUCCGAACGCAUGGAACGAAUGCGCAUCCAAAAUGAAAAAAUAGUGGAAAAAAGAAAGCAAAAGCAAUUGCAAGAUCAAAUUGAUAAUGAACGGGAGGAAAAUGCAAGGCGUAAAAUACAAAAUCGGGACACACGGGAGUGGGAUAAAGAAAAAGAAAGAAGUUGGAGUACGCAUCAAAGGAAUUCUAGUCAUGGUAACUCCAACGAUCACGAAGUUGAUCGAAAAAGCUCUCGCAGCGAUGACAGUAAUUAUGACCGGAGAAAUUCCCGUCAAGAAAAUAGCGAAUAUGAUGAUCACUGGAGAAGAAACUCUCGCGGUAAUAACGUUGAUUACGACCGAAGGAACUCCAGGGGCAGUAAUCAUGAAUUUGCGAAUAGAAGUCCUCGUGGUGGUGGAUAUGGCCCGAGAAAUAACCGGGGUGACGAAAGUGGAUACAAUUCAAGGAACUACCGUGGGAGUAGGGAUAAUGAUUAUAAUUCGAAAAGCUAUUACUACACACGAGGUAGGGGAGGUCGUGGAAGAGGUGGCGAUGAACGCAGGGGUGGAUUCGGUGGAGGAAAUCCACGUGGAACUGGCGGACGAUACAACAAUGAUCAAAGUCAAGACUCAUAUAAACAUGAAAAUGAAUGGGAUCCAAACGAACAGGAUAAAUCCUGGGCGACAACGGAUGAUGCUUCGGAAACCAAAAAUCAGAUAAAAUCAGAUAAAAAAGACAUUGAAGGUUGGGGCGAUCCGAAUACUGAAGUGUUUUUGCGUCAAAUGCCUGCUGAGUUAAGCGAUCAAAAAGAAGAAAUAUUAUAUUCAAAUGGAACGGACGAGUUGAACUGGUCAUCAGUCCAACCCGUUGACUAA